AUGGAUGCUUGUCAUUUAUUGUUUGGUAGGCCUUGGCAAUAUGACUUGAAGGCACAUCAUGAUGGUUUUAGGAACACCUAUUCUAUCACCAAAGAUGGGAAGGUCAUAGAAUUGCUACCUUUGAUGGAGAAUGAGGAAGAACAUAAAGAGAAAGAGGCUAAGGUGAUGCUGAUGGAAAGUAAGGAGUUCAUGAAGGAGGUAAAAGAGGAAGGAGGAGUAUGUUUUGCAUUGAUACCUAUUCCUAAGAAGGAGGUUGCAGAUGUAGGAGCAGUAGAUCAACAAGGAAGACCUAGGAUGGUUCCUUAUGAAGUGCAAGAGCUUCUUGACAAGUAUAAGGGUGUGCUUUCAGAGGGUAUGCCUAAGACCCUCCCUCCUAUUAGAGAAAUCAGUCAUUGCAUUGACUUUAUACCAGGAGCAACAUUGCCCAACAAGGCUGCAUACAAACUAACCCCUCAACAAAAUGAAGAGAUGGCCAGGCAGAUUGCUGAUUUACUUGAUGUAGGUCUGAUUGGAAAAAGUCUUAGUCCUUGUGCUAUACCAGUAGUACUUGCACCCAAAAAGGAAGCUGUAGGUGAUGAUGUUUUGGAGCAGCAGGCUAAUGACAACUUUCCCAAGCAUGAACCACCUACUCUAGAGAAGGUGUUGGACACUAGACUGGUUAAGAAGACAAGGAACAAAGAAUACAAACAAUAUUUGGUCAAGUGGAGAGGCAAACCUGAUACUGAGGCUGUAUGGAUGGAUGAACAACAGAUUCAAACUCAUGGCACCACCUUGCAGCAACUCAUCUCAAGUGGACUUGAGAUUUCUUAUCCCCAGGAGUAUGAUGUAGGGGAAUAUACACAUCAACCACCAAGUGAUCUUGAGGAGAAAACAUAG
Messenger RNA from Cryptomeria japonica (Japanese cedar), 876 nucleotides. RefSeq lists its product as uncharacterized. The transcript is spliced from 2 exons. Lineage: Eukaryota; Viridiplantae; Streptophyta; Pinopsida; Cupressales; Cupressaceae. The record is from RefSeq and is a predicted model, not a curated record. Bases 1 to 876 code for a protein of 291 amino acids.